This is a messenger RNA of Planococcus citri (citrus mealybug), 901 nucleotides long. RefSeq lists its product as uncharacterized. Bases 131 to 700 code for a protein of 189 amino acids. The record is from RefSeq and is a predicted model, not a curated record. The transcript is spliced from 4 exons. NCBI's taxonomy places the organism in Eukaryota, Metazoa, Arthropoda, Insecta, Hemiptera, Pseudococcidae.
CAUCUGUGAUCAAAAAUGGCGCUUUAUUUACUUUUUUGCGUUUUUCCGGCUAUCCGAUUUCUCUUUUUAUCAAAAAUUUCCAAAUUCCAAUUAUUAUUUAGUACGUUUCGCUGUUUCCGAAUAUUAUAUAAUGGUUAAUCCGACGACGUCGACGUCUACGACGGCUAGUGUGCCGACAACGCCUCCUGAGCCUUCUACCUUUACACUACAACACCGUCUGGCAUUAUUUGGCUUACCUCUUCCAAUCAAUCCAUCCAAUGAAACGACAGAUAUAAUCACUACUUUGAUAACCAAACUAGAAAACCAUGACGGUAUUUUGGCGAUAGCUUUCGCUCGCUCAACUCUAGAAAAAUUCUGUACCAGAAUAUUAUCGAUUUACAUCAGAGCAGAUGCGACUAAAAGCGAGAAAACAUACCACGACGCCUACAUGGCAUUGUAUAAUGACCGGAGAAGUGAUGGUCCUUUUGCUGAAGCUGCCCAAAGUAUUAGAAAUGCUUUCGCCACCGGCGCCAAAGACUUCGCCGAUGUAUGUACGUCGUUUUACAAACGCGCUUCUGAACUUAUCCACGAUCUCGCCCAGGUGUAUCACUCGUCGAACAGCACUGAAUAUUUAUUGAACCUAAUCACUCAUAUUCCGAAGUUGACCGAAGGCGAACGACAAAUGUUGGAGGCAAUAACCUCACUCAAGGAAAUGAAAUAGAAGUAUGGCUACUGCGAUGGAAUCAAUUAUAGCGAAGUCUUCGUUUUCUGAAUAGCGCAAUCGUUGGGAUUUAAUAGUUAAUUACACAUCUUCAUUUGUCUAAGUUGGAUUUUUUUUUUUUAAUCACUCAGUUUCCUUUAUCGCUUAAACCUUAUUCUUAUUUGUUAUAAUAUCAUCAAUAAAGGGUUUUUUCUAUUGUAA